Messenger RNA from Orbicella faveolata, 1937 nucleotides. RefSeq names its product deoxyribonuclease-1-like. The record is from RefSeq and is a predicted model, not a curated record. Lineage: Eukaryota; Metazoa; Cnidaria; Anthozoa; Scleractinia; Merulinidae.
AUGUCCAUGAACCUUGAAAUUUUCAGCGAAGCGGCUAUGCUUGGUUGCGGUUUUUCCAGUGCAUUAUCAUCAUUGCAAGCUAUCUCUGGACUGAAUAUGUAUAACACGAUGUUAUUGGCCUUGCUGGCUUUUGGAGUCUUACCAGUGUUAUGUGGAGUGGAGCGGAGUGGAGUGGAGUACGGUAAACCUAUUCAAGAUGUUCAGUGCUCGUUCCUGUUAAUUACUUCCUUUCUUUUGUUUGAUCUUAGCAAAACACUUCUUGACAGCAGACGAGGAGGAAACGCCUUGAAAAUAGCAUCUUUCAAUGUUCAAAUAUUUGGAGCAAAGAAAAUGGAAAACCAGAUGGUUAAAGACGUUUUAAUUAAGGUUAUUUUGAGGUAUGAUAUCAUAUUGAUCCAGGAAAUUCGUUCCAUUGACGACCAACCAAUCAACGAGCUACUAGCGAGUGUUAACAGGUUUUCGUCUCCACCUGGCAUCUACAAGAUGGCGUUGAGUGUCAGGCUGGGCAGGACAGCUAGUAAGGAACAGUAUGCAUACUUCUACAGGAAAGACAAGAUGACUCUUCAAGAUAACUAUGUCUUUGAUGAUGGUGACGAAAGCACAAACAUGGAUAAAUUCCAACGUGAGCCAUUCAUUGUGCGCUUCAAGGCACACAGCACGUAUGUUACGAACUUUGCAAUGGCCGCCAUGCACACAUCUCCAUCACAAGCAGUCUCCGAAAUCGAUCGUCUGGUUGACGUUUAUGACGACAUUGUACAACGAUGGAACUUGAAUGACGUCAUCAUCAUAGGUGACUUCAACGCCGGCUGCAGUUACGUAACCAAGUCCGCAUGGAAGGGGAUAAGACUCGCAAAGGACAGACGAUUUUAUUGGCUGUUUUCUGAUCAACUGGAUACCACCGUGUCAAAUUCUGAUUGCCCGUAUGACAGGAUGGUGGUCGCCGGGCACAAUAUGACAAGAGGGAUUUUCGCUGACAGCGCAAAUGUGUUUCGUUAUGACGCCGCUAAUGGACUUAAUCAAGAACAGGCUAAGGAUGUGAGCGAUCAUUGGCCUAUUGAAAUAAAAUGAAAGAGUCUAGUAACUCAUAAAUAUGAAGAAAAGUUCUUUCAAGAGACGAUCACAAUCACCAUCAAGGAUGAACGCAUUCAGCCGGUGUCCAAAUAUAAAAUUUUCUCAGUGCGCUCUGCUAGGAAAAACCCUUUUCUGUCAAACGGUUUCUCGUUGAAGACUACCUAUACAGAAACUGGCAAAAUUGACGAAAUAAUCCUUGGAAAAGUAACCAGUUCAACUGAAGUGGCAGUUGGUGCCAUUGAGAGUUUUCGCAGGUAUUAUCCAACAUUAGUUUCAGCAUCUCAGGUGGCUGUGAGCAGAAGAAAAAUCUUCAAGAUAGCACAUUCUCAACCCGGCAGUUGUGUUGCGCAAGAAUGCGCGGAGACUGCGUACCAGAUGCUUUCCGAUAGUUGUAAUGAUCUUAAGGCUCCAAUGAUUAGCGGAGUUCAGCUCGUCUGUAGCGCAUCACUCUGCUCGUGUAAAAUAAAUAUAAUAGCGACUUAACAACAGAGUCUUCUUCUAAGAAGUGAUUUCCAUUGUCAAGUAAUUUUUCGUGUACGCGCACACACUCAAGACUGAGACUCGUGACGCAAUCUUUCCUCCCUACAAAGGAGGACACGGUAGGGUCAGUAGCCUGUUUCACAACCGCCUUCCCUGAAAUGAUUUUGUUCUCUCGGGGAGGGCGGCUGUAACACAAGCUAGAGGAAAGAAGUAUUACGGGUUGCGAGGUUAACACGCACGUGAAUUUUUAAGUUCGAGCUGAAUGGGUUACAUUAAUGUAUAGAUAACGCCUAAAACUCGGCGUGUGUCCAAUAAAGGAAAGUCUUCCACGGUAUCCUACUACUCCGUCUAUUUAUGUUUUACUUUUCUAUUUUAUGUCCAUGCAU